AUGAAAGCUUGGCUCGAUAGCAUUGGAUGUCGACAUUUACGUACAGCCCCAAGACAUCCCUGUUCGAAUGAUCAGGCUGAGUAUCUUGUGAAAACAGUCAAGAGUGCAAUGGCAUCCGCGAAUUCAAAAUCACUUGCAUACUUGGAGGCGUUUCUGGAUAACUUCCUACUGCAAUACCGGAACGCGACACAUGCGACUACCAAGGAAAGUCCGGCAAAGGUGUUUAAGUCACGGUGCCUGAGAUCUUCCCUGGAAUGUAUGGAUUCUACUGAUGUGAAAUACUUCAGGGGCAAACAUCUGCGCCCGGUUCGUGGCAUCCUCACUAGAAACUUGGGUCAGUCAAUGGUGGAGAUAACCGAUUUGACAGAUGCAUCGGUCCACCGACGGCACAUCGACCAGAUACACUUCAGAGACGAACGAACUGUCAGUGCAUCGGAACCCCAUGAUAAAGAGGAUAACCCUACCAAUUCUGAACUGCCUAAAUCGGACACAACGGUUCCUCAAUGUCAUGAUGUUGAACACUAA
Messenger RNA from Echinostoma caproni, 525 nucleotides. The record is from the annotation of a GenBank genome assembly. NCBI's taxonomy places the organism in Eukaryota, Metazoa, Platyhelminthes, Trematoda, Plagiorchiida, Echinostomatidae.